Leptopilina heterotoma is the source of this 2738-nucleotide messenger RNA. RefSeq names its product glucose dehydrogenase [FAD, quinone]-like. NCBI's taxonomy places the organism in Eukaryota, Metazoa, Arthropoda, Insecta, Hymenoptera, Figitidae. The record is from RefSeq and is a predicted model, not a curated record. Bases 162 to 1976 code for a protein of 604 amino acids. The transcript has 5 exons. Gene Ontology annotation, molecular function: flavin adenine dinucleotide binding; oxidoreductase activity, acting on CH-OH group of donors.
UGAGUAUUCGUUUGAGCCUCUUAUAAAAAAAAUUACAUCACAUUUCCUGGGAAUCCCUAAACUAUAAACUAAAACAGUUGGACGAAAUACGCCUUCAUUGUGAGAAAGAAGUUUGUGCUUUAGACAGUUUUUCGCUGCAGAGAAAGGUAAAAGAAAAUAUAAUGUUCACCCAUGCCGGAAAUAUUUGUUCUCAAAAUUUGACAGAAUCAUCCUGUCAAACAGGUGUUCAUUUUUGCGCACUUUUGUCAAUGAUUUUAUCAUUGUACAAAAGUACCAACUAUAAAAAAGAAAAUAAUAAUGAACUUAACAAUACGGAUUAUGAUUUUAUAAUAGUUGGAGGAGGAACAGCAGGAUCUGUUUUAGCAAGUAGACUUUCUGAAAUACGUGACUGGAAUAUUUUAUUACUAGAAGCUGGUUUGGAAGAACCGCAAAUUACCGAAGUUCCCGCCUUCAGUUCUGCCUUAUGGGGUAGUAACUUGGAUUGGAACUAUGUAUCCCAACCGGAAGAUAAAGCAUGUGGAUCAAGAGGAGGACGUUGUCUAUUAUCUCUUGGAAAGGUGCUGGGUGGUUCUAGUGCCAUUAAUAUGAUGAAAUAUGUCAGAGGACAUAAAACAGAUUAUGAUUCAUGGGAAGAGUUGGGAAACACUGCUUGGGGUUAUAAAGAUGUACUCCAUUAUUUUAAGAAAUCGGAAAAUAACACAAACAACAAGACAACGAAUUCACAGUAUCAUAAUUCCGGAGGUUAUUUAACUGUUGAAAAUAGUCCCUAUUUGGAUGCAAAUAUUCAGUCAGUUUUUCAAGCCCUUAUGGAAAUGAAUUUCACAAACGUUGAUGUCAACGGCGAGGAACAAUUAGGAGCAACAAUUUUGCAGACUACGACAAAAGGUGGAAUUCGACAAAGUACAAAUACUGCUUUUCUAAAACCAAUAAGAUUAACGAGAAAGAAUUUAAAAAUAUUAACAAACGUUCACGUAGUAAAACUUAUAAUUGACGAAAAUAAGAAUAUAACGGGAGUUAUAUAUAAAGACAAUGAGGGGAAAUUAAAUAGAGUUUUUUCUAAAAAAGAAACUAUACUGUCGGCUGGAGUAUUUAAUACACCAAAGAUUUUAUUGCUUUCUGGAAUAGGAGAAAAAGAGGAAUUAGAAAAACAUCAAAUUGAUGUAAUUGUUGAUUUGCCAGGUGUUGGGAAAAAUUUACAAGAUCACGUCAGACUUAAUGCUUUAUAUUUCCAAUUACCAGGGGAAUUAUCGAGGGAAAAAUCCUUAAUGAAUAAGAAAGAAGAUUUAGCUAGGUAUUUUAAUGAGCGUCAAGGACCCUUAACAUCUAUAGGUUUGAAUUUGGUUUGUGCCUUUGCGCAAACUAAAUACGAAAAAAGAUUAAAAGUGCCGGAUGUAAAAUUUGUAUUUUCUGGAACACUUACCGAGCGUUUAUUCAAUGAAUCAAUUUGUAAAUCGCCGCAAAUAUUAACCUAUUACGAUGCUUUUAGUUUAAAUAUAGAACUCCAAGCUCCAGAAAGUAGAGGCUUUUUACAACUAAAUAGUACAGAUCCAGUUUGGGGGGCUCCCGAAAUUAAUUUAAAUUAUUUUAAUAAUUCUAAAGAUCUAGACCUUCUAAUGGAGGCAAUUAGGAUAGGUAUGAAAAUUAAUACAACAAAAAUAGUUGAGAGUCGUAAAUUUCAAUUAUUUCAACGUCCCGGUUGUGAAGAAUGGAAUUUUAACACAUACGAUUAUUGGAUGUGUUAUAUAAAAAAAUAUGCCGAUGCAGGAUACCAUUUUGUAGGUACUUGUAAAAUGGGUCCUAAAAAUGAUUCGAAUGCGGUUGUUGAUCCUAGAUUGCGGGUCUACGGAGUCGAAAGAUUAAGAGUAGUAGACGCUUCAAUUAUGCCCAUAAUCCCAAGGGGAAAUACAAAUGCCCCAACAAUUAUGAUAGCCGAAAAGGCUGCCGAUAUGAUAAAGGAAGAUUGGAUGAGUAAGUAAACAUAUGUUUACAACUUUUUAUAGGUUUUUUUUACCAUAUGUUCCGAACCUUUUUGAGAAAACCUCAAUUCUUAAAAAUGAUAGCAUAAAUCCAUUCCUUGCAAAAAUAAUAACAUGAACCUUAAUUUUGUUAAAGGCAAGGAUAAAAAUGUAAAAUCUAAAAAUACCAAUACUGUUUAUAAAAUUGUGAGAAUUGCUCUUUUGAUUGGAACAAUUCUAUAAUAUUAGAUAGAGAAACCAACUACAAAAAACGUUUGAUAUAAGAAAUGAUCCACAUUAAUUUACAAGAAAAACCCGAUUAAUAAAAAGGAAGAUGUACAAAAUCUUAAAAAUUGCUAUAAUCAAUAUAACUAUUUGUAACUAAUUUUCAUGUUUUCUAAGAAUGUAUUUUGAUUUAAUUAUAUUUUUUAAAAAAUAAACUGUAGUUUCUGUGGAGGGCAUCCGAAGAAAUUUUUGUUCUUUUAUUUACAUAUUUACUGACUCGGAAUGAUCGUUAAAUUCAAUGCUUUAUCAAAUAAUUAAAACAACCGAGUGAUAAAAUCAAAUAUUUUUUAUAACUGCGAAUAACAGAAAAAAUAUUCCAUUUUGUAUUUUAAACUACGUAAAGUAUUAGAAUUAAGUCAGGGCCAUUUUCAUCUACAGAUACCUGCACCGACAUUUAUCGACUAGUUUUUAUCAGAACUCUGGAUCUGUACUGUAAAUUUGAUGUAAUCAAAAUCACAUGUCAAUUAAUAUUAAUAAAUGCUGUAAUCUCAUUCUCCA